AUGGCCAACUUGAGUUUUUUUGCGCUGUGGCUGGGUAGUUUGGUUCUUCUAACCAAUGCCUUCAACGAUCGUGGGCAAAUGCCUGAGUCAUGGUGCGUCACCUACCUGUCGACAUAUCUUGUUCCUGUGUCAGUCGCUCCCAGCUCGCCGUCUAGAGCUACUUUGCCAACUGGGAAGUCCUCUGUUACUUCAGGCACCCUAUCGUCGUCCUUCACGAGUUCAUCUCCUCCUGGCAUAGCAACUGUCACCCCUCAAGAGGAGUUUAUUAUUCUGCGCGUCGUACCUGAUACAGUAGACAAUAGACGAAGGCCGCGGGGAUUGAGAAAACGAGACCUUGGUGGCCUUGUUGGCUCUCCAUCUGGGAUUUGCGCUUCUGCAGACAUCUUUGCUAUUCGUGAUGGACAGCUAUUCAAUAACAAUGUUCCCAUUUACUAUGACAGAGAGCAGUUCAAGAUACUCAGCGGCCAAGCAGGAGAUGUUCCAAGCGGUGCUAUAACCACAACCUUUAGUAUAGAUGGUGCCUAUCUUCAAUUUCGGAAUUCUGGACUACCGAGCAACGAGGCUGGGUUUUGUCAGACCCCCAGAGAUGGACAGAUAUAUAUCACCUUUUCUUCAGAACCCGCUGGUUGCGUUCCAGUCAGACUGUCAGCAAUUCCAAUCAAUGAGUGUCGAGAUGAAGAAACAGCCACGGGCACUGAAGAUCUUCCAUUAUCUUCAACACGCGCUGUGGAAUCCACGUCCCUGGGCUUGACGACACUACCAAAUGGAGUAGUCACUACAAAAAGUGUCAUUACAGAGCCUGUUCCAUCAAGUACUUUCAGAUGGUCCAACAUUUCAUCUUCUUAUCAGCCCUUAUCCAAGACCACACAGUCCUCAUUCAUUCCCUUGACCACACUCCCCUUCACCUCAACGUUAAGCACUAUGGCGGAAGCGGUCUCUUCUGCGUCUAGCUCAGAACAAGUUGUUGGAAUUUCGUCUUCCCUCGCAAGCACAUUAUUCAUGUCUCCAGAAUCAACAAUCCAGUCUAGCAUAAUGAUGGAGCUCACUUCGAUUACAUCAACCACUGGAGUAGCCACAGUCUCUACGACGGAAAUCCCACCAACUACAACCCUAGAAGUUACGCUCGAAAUUACAACGGAGAAGACAACCGACCAGAGUAUGACUGAAAUACCAACAGAUGAGACAACAUCAGACACUAUCACAACUACCUCUGAAUUUACCUUUGAAUCCACAACAACAACCACUCUUGUAGACAGCACGACCCAGACUUUGUCAGAGGAGACGACAAAGACUACUUCCGAGGAGUCUGCAACGGCUUUUCUAACAACAACCACGUUUGAACGAACUUUUGACACUACCGAGACAACCAUUGAGUCUACAACGGAUAUCCAAACAACAACCACGUUUGAAACAACUCUAGGGGCUACCGAGACAACCAAUGAGGAGUCUACAACGGUUGUUUCAACAGCCACGACGUCUGAAUCGACUACUGACACUACCGAUACAACCACCGAGGAGUCCACAACAGAUAUACUUACAACAACAACGUUUGAAUCAACUCUCGAUACAACAACUGGCACCACCACUGCUGAGGCUGCCGCAUCAACCACGGCUGAAUCCUCACCUCAAAUUCAGUGUCCUUCUAACCCACCUCAGUGCUUCAACACAAUGGGAAUCCUAUGCGAUACUAUUCUCGGUGGAAUACCCCUGAGUGAUUGGGCUUAG
This is a messenger RNA of Fusarium poae, 1725 nucleotides long. RefSeq lists its product as uncharacterized. The transcript has 3 exons. Bases 1 to 1725 code for a protein of 574 amino acids. The record is from RefSeq and is a predicted model, not a curated record. Lineage: Eukaryota; Fungi; Ascomycota; Sordariomycetes; Hypocreales; Nectriaceae.